Messenger RNA from Metarhizium robertsii ARSEF 23, 2094 nucleotides. RefSeq names its product patatin-like phospholipase. Bases 1 to 2094 code for a protein of 697 amino acids. The transcript is spliced from 3 exons. NCBI's taxonomy places the organism in Eukaryota, Fungi, Ascomycota, Sordariomycetes, Hypocreales, Clavicipitaceae. The record is from RefSeq and is a predicted model, not a curated record.
AUGUCGGCAUGGAUUGACAUUGUGCGCGGCGGCAAUGACUUCAGGACGCCUGUGCUUCAGGAAUUCCAUCAGCCCUAUCAGAGCUUUGACAACCGGCCCGAUGGGCAGGCCAAACUGCUUUUGUUGUUUUGCACGGGGGGAUGUAGCGGGGCAGAAGCACCCAGACAAGUUCGCAUGUGCCGAUUUGCCAAGACGAUUCUGCUGGAUUGCCACCUUCAUCAUCAGAAGUCAUACCCCGCGAUGAAGGCAGGCCCUUGUCCUCCAAAUUUGACCAGAAGACAGGUAGAAUCGUACGGCAGCCCCGAGGACCUUGCCCACGAGUUUUAUGCCAGGGCUCUGUCUCCGCUCUGCGAGGCCGUGGUCUUCAUUCAGAACGAUUACUGGGAUAUUCUCGCCAUUGUGGGAGUCUUGGCUCGUUGGGUGGACCUGUCAUUUGCCUCCUCCAUUCGCUGCAGGCCACAGGUGCUCAUUGUUUCGGAAGACGAGCCAAAGAUUGCUCUGAGAGACGUUGAACGAGAUUUAGCAGCAGAACUUAUGUCACACUACAGUCCCCUCGAGGGGCUCUCAUUUAGAAUUCGGCUGAUGCGUGGCUGCAGGUCGCGAACGUCGGCUGAUCAUGUUUUGGAGUGGACACAGGCAACUCGAAACAAUGACACAGCCCUAACAUUCCGAAAUUGCGACGUGAAACACCUCUUGCGCUCGACCUGUUCACAGUUCGCUGAAGACCACCGGAAGACUUUCAGUUUUCAACAAGCAUGGCGCACAAACCCCUUGCCAGGUCAAGUAUCAUGGGGUGCAGAGAAACUAGUCCGCCUGACAAUGCACGACGCCACUCUCUACGAAUCGGCCUGCAGCGCCAUAGCCAAUUCACUUUUGUUAGAAACGUAUCAGCAUAGACGGCGAGUUGGUCAUAUGCUGAACCCUAAAUUAAUGGAAUUGUCUUCCACCGACUGGUUCGACGAAUUUUAUUCGCCCAUGUUAAGCAGCAUAGAACCGGUAACUCUUAAAGCAGAUGUCAGAACACUGUUUAUACAGUUUAUGAAGGCCGAACCCUCGGAAAGACAAACACUUCUAGCAAGCUCGAUGCGUACUCUUUCAUGCAGUAGCAAAAUUACGUUGCCCACGGAUUUAUGUCUCGUGUGUCUCUGUCGCUUUCCAGCGACUACCCUAUCAUGCGGCCACAGGGUAUGCGAUGAUUGCACGGAGACCAACGGCAAGAAAAGCGAAGAGGGCAUCGACAUAUACCAGAUGCACUUCUGCGUUCUAUGCGGAGCUGUUAAUUCAGUGCAAACGGCUCUGAAGCCCCCUUCGGCCGGUAUUCGUGUUCUCAACCUUCAUGGAAACGUUGACGAUGCACUGCCGAUCGCAAUGUUCCUGAAGGAUCUUCGAUCGUCGCUGUCGGGCCGCCUUGAGGAUUAUUUUGAUCUCGUCUUAGGGAGCGGCAUAGGCGCUUUUUUCAUGGUAAUGAUCUUUUGCAACCAAGCUACCGUCGAGGACUGCAUUUAUCACCUACCGAAGCUGAAGUGCGUUAGGAUUGAUGACAAGAGCCUGUUCUUUGGCAAAGGGUUGAGAUUCCCGAGAAGCGACCUUCUUGAUGCCAAGAUAAAGCUGGUUUUGUACAAUACAGACAGCCGUCUAGCAAUUUGCCAAAACUACAUUACAAAAUCAUCGAAAUGGCUGCAAAAAUUCUCAAUUCUGUUCCAAGGUGUCGACAACAUCGCCGCUCGAGCUUUCAUUGAGGCUAAUCGCAUAUGGCCGGAUGGCCGUAUCGACGUAAUUACACAAUGUCACAACAGUAAUUACCCGGAGACGCUGAGCAUGGCAAAUGAGCUCAUAUCGGCUCUGUUUUAUGUUCAAAGGGAGGGAAUUCCGACUUUCUACGAUCUCUUCCCCGCUCGCUUUGUACUUUGGGUCAAGUGUAGACUGCCCGCGGGACGACAUUUACUCGACAUCGCCAUGAGGAUGCGAAGGAGGAGGGUUCACAUUCAGUUUCACGAGAGCGAUAUUAGAGGGGUUGAAGAACGGAAGACCGCUUUUGCGACGCCUGGAAGUCUUGCUACAUUCUCCAAGAUCUAUAAUCACUGUGAAGCUUAA